This is a messenger RNA of Macaca mulatta (Rhesus monkey), 1019 nucleotides long. RefSeq names its product TRPM8 channel-associated factor 2. NCBI's taxonomy places the organism in Eukaryota, Metazoa, Chordata, Mammalia, Primates, Cercopithecidae. The record is from RefSeq and is a predicted model, not a curated record. Gene Ontology annotation, biological process: negative regulation of anion channel activity; positive regulation of protein targeting to membrane. Gene Ontology annotation, cellular component: plasma membrane. Gene Ontology annotation, molecular function: transmembrane transporter binding.
GGGAAAUCAAGAAAGGUAACUACAUAUAACCUCCAUGAGUCUGGCUAUAAGCUCUAUCAGGCAUGGCGCUGUGAGAACGAGGGUAACUUGCAUUUAUCCAUUUGCUUGUCGUUCAUUCAUUCACCGUACUUUCCUUUGCAGCAGCUGAGAGAACCAUGGCGACAACUCCCACUGCUGCUUUCAGGGCCCUCAUGGAUGGAGUGACAGAUCUCCCCAGAGUCCCCGACCCCAGUGAACUCCUUAUUAGAGAAUCUACCUUCCCCGUGAUGGUGAAUGACAAGGGCCAGGUGCUCAUUACUGCCUCCUGCUAGGGCCAAGACUGCCUCAUGGUUGUCUCCCGUGAGGGCUACCUGUUGCAUGCUGGUUUGGCUCCAUGUCUCCUCAAUACAGUGAGCUGACUCUGUCCUUGUCCCGGGGAUCCCAUAGGAGUACACCCAUCCUUGGCACCACUAGGAAAUGUCCUGCAGGACUCUGGUGUUGAGACACAGAUUGAUCCAGAACCAGGACUGCUGGGGGUUUACUGCAUCAGUGCCUUCGAUGACACCAUGACUGCAACGCCGAUCCAGUUGGGACAUGGAAGGGGCUUACUUAUCCGGGGCCGGGCCUGGUACUGGGUCAGCAAGUUCAGCCAUGACAAGGUGCUGUCCAGGUUCCUUGGGAUCAAGGUGACCAGUGUGGCUGGAGUGUACUUCCCCGACACCUGUGGGGACACAGAGCGCUUCAAGGUCUCUUAAGAAGGUUCCAAGAUCCCACUCCAUGUCAGGGGAGUGUCUGUUCCUCCAUUAGGGAGUCUGACUCAGGAUAAACAACAGAGUUGGUUUCCCUUGUCAACGAGCUUCCAUUUCAAUACAGAUUGUUUUUGACUCCGUUUGGAACCACCACAAAUCAAAAGCAGGAUGAUUAAAAGGCACCAAGACACAAGAGAGGUGGGCCUUCACUGCCACUCCCUCCUGUGGCCAAAGCUGAAUAGAAAAGCUUGUCUUACUCACCACUCUAUUUCCCUGCCUAGUGCCUGGAAC